AUGCUGACGCCCUUCGUGAAGAUCAGCAAGGUUACAUCGUCCUCGCUUGUAGGAUCUUAUAGGGUGGAACAGAAAGAUGAUAGUGUGACAUUCAAGGCAGGUUGAUUUUACAUUUUGGUGAACUGACAACGACAACAAAUUCGUUGAUGUGACACUUUUUAAGUCAUGCUUAAUCGUUACAUUAUCUAAUCAAAAUCAGUCAGAGCCGUAAAGGGUGGAAAUUCCUUAAACAUGAUUAGGGGAUACUUCUUUUGGUUUGUUUUGCGAGUUACGCAAGAUAAUUUGGUUGGCUUUCCCGGCGUAAGUUUGAAAACCUUCAGCAAAUAAAGCUGACUGUAAAGUAUUGACACCAAGCGCCUGCGCCGAAGGGAGUCUCGCUAUUAGUGCCACCCAAUAAAGCCAUAAUUAACAACUCUUUUGUUAAAAAUUUCAGAUUGACCAUACACCGUUGGAAAGCGAAGCACAUUUAAACUUUAGUGUUAUUUUUGACGGUGAACACUCCUUGAAGACUGGCUUGCAUAAUAUAGUGACCCCGGUACAAUUGUUGUAUUACAAGGAAUACAGGGAAGAUCAUGAUGGACACGUUAUAUCAAAAGGAGUUGCUUUCUCCAGUCCUUUGCAGACAGUCGCUAUUAAAGUCGAAAUCCCAGGUAAAAUUCUGAUUGCGGUAAGCCCAAAAUGUUAAGCGAAGGUAAGCUCUUUGGAAUUUAAUGAUUGGUUGGAAUUCAUGAAGUCGAAGGCUGCUAGGGCUUUUCCACUGGAAAUUGAAAGGGUUCCUGAGAACAACUCGUUACCCAGACCGGUUUUUCUGACACAAAAGCACCUAUUGGUCACUGUUUUUCCAGUUUCGUGCUAUGCAUAAAUUCAUGUUUUGCGCAAAAAACUCCAUUUAAUUAUACAGAGAAGUACUGCCAGCAAUGACAGAUGGAAGCAGCAAAGAGUCCAGCGGCAUAAGUAGAAGAUUAAACUUGUUUAAGAACCAAGGAAUCUCUUAGUGCCGACGUUUGGAAAAAAACGACUGUCGCGGAAGAACGAAAAGUAAAUAUCCCGGGGGGGAGGGUACUCCUGGGAAUUUUUGGUGGGGGCGUGCUGCCCGGUUCUCCAAAUCCUGACCCGGUUUCAGACCAAAAAAGUAAUUUUCCACACCUGUUUUCAAACCAGAACUCUAAAAUCCAUACCCGUUUUCAGACCUGGCCUUUAGGCAGAAAUUAUUUUUUUUCUUGUAUUUUAAUGAAUUUUUAUUUUGGUAUGUAUUUUUUUUUUGCACACUGACUUAUGAACACGUAGGAAAAAUUCAAAAAACGGAAAGGAAAACUAAGAAUUUAUACAUCGCAGACUAACACACAAUUACAUACUUACAAAAAAGAAACAAAGCAAAACACAACACGUAGGUAGACAAUACACACAAAACGCACAAAUACUCACAAAGCAAAAAACAACAAAGGAAAAGACAAAACGAAAAAUAAAACAAAGACAAACAAACAAACAAAGAAUACAUUACACAACGAAGUUUUAAGAAAGAGAGAAAGAAGGCGGCGAGGUAAUUAUUACCUAUAAGACGCUGCCACAGAGCUUGGGACAAUAGCUUCAACUACACCCAAUUGUUCUAACCUACACAUGCCACUCCCGUUACAAAAACAGACUAAUGAAAAGCAUAAACAAAGUCAAAUAAGACAAACAAAAAGUUCACGGGAGUGAAACAUCCACGUCUUCACUCACACAUGGUCGCCCCAGUCUCAGAAAUUAUGAUAUCGUUACUUCAAAUCCAUUUCUAAUUCGCAUAUUUUUCUUUCUUUCUUACUCAUUUGGAAUUGAAGCGAUAAAGACGUUCAUACAAUCCAGUAGUUUCCUCAAAAACCAUGCCCGAUUCCAGACCAAAAUGGACAAAGUGUAUACCCGUUUUCAGACCAAAACGGCGCAAAAACCCUACCCGAUGGGGCGGCACAUACCUAUAUAUAGUUUAUAUAAGGGAAUACACCUCCCCAGGGUAAAUAUACACUGAAAGUCAAACUUGUUGUUACACUGUCUUAUAAACAGGAGCCACGCGAGGCUCUGCGAUACACGUCUUUCUAGUAAAAAGUUGAAGGGGAAUCAAAGGUAAAAUACUGUUUGGGCUUGGACCGACUUCACCUAUUAAACGCGUGUAGGUUUAAUUUUAGGAUGUUCAGCUGCUCUUGGAAUGGCGUCUGGUGAAAUAAAAGAUUAUCAAAUUACGGCGUCAUCCAGUUAUUCGGAGACACAGCCAAAUCAAGCCCGACCAAGUAAGAUUGACUCUCUCUCCCUCCUUCUCAGUCCUUUUCAGAAAUGCUCGGCUGGGGUGACCGUAUAUUAGACGGUUUAAAAUAUUAUCAUCUGAAAAAUUAGGAAUGACAUCAGUUGGCGUAUUGGGAGAAGGGGGAACUUGUUUCGAUCCUGUGUCAAUACGAAUUAAUACGAAAAUACUGAGUCCUAACUAUAGCCCCAUUCACACCGAAGCUUAAACAUGUUUAAAAGCUGUUUAGUUGAACACGGUGUGAAUUUUCUUUCCUUUAUAAAAGCUGCUAACUAACUGAAUUGAUUGCAAAUUUAGUACAAAUUACAAAAUAUGUUGAAUUUCAUUUGAAUCCUGUGUGAAAACCUACAUUCCAGUUUUCCAUGUCUGUUCUUCAUUUGUUAAAACCUGGUUUAAUUAAACAUGUUUAGUUGGUGUGGAUGGGGUAUAUGUGUCUUCCUAAGUAGUGUUCACUGCACAGUAAAAGGCAGUUAUCCUUACAUUGAACAAAAUUUAUAAAAUCAACAAUUUCGAAUUUCCCACAAUCAUACACUUGCUUGCCCCCACCUCCCCCCAUCCCUUAAUUUUUUUGCAUAAGCAACGUUUUCAAGUUUAUUUUGGGACCAGGAGAAAAUGGAAAAAUUUCAUGCUUGAGGAAAAGUUUUGGAGGCAAACAAAGUGUAUUAAGGGCCGUUUAAAAAAGAUAUACAUUAAAAUGUAUAAAUGGUAUAGCAUGAAGGCGUGACAGCAAUUCUAUUGGUUACAAUAAACAGAAAUUAAAACUGGAGCAAUUAAUCACGUCUCCAGCAUGGCAUCAAUUUGAUCAUAUUAUGACUGGCGUAAGUAAGGGAUUCUCAUUUUAAUCGGUGGAUUUUCUUACUAUCAAAGGUGAAGAAAAUGAUGCGUGGUGCGCGUUUAUUACCGACACGCAGCAGUACAUUCAGCUGGAUUUCACGAGGAACACACGCGUGACACGCAUCGUUACUUAUAGAAGAAGUCAGAAGUCACAUUGGGUAAAGCGUUACAUAAUGCAAUUCAGUAGUGAUGACGUUGUAUGGCAUAAUUAUACAGAGAACGGGUUUGUUAAGGUAAGGAAAAGUCAGAGCUUUGUCUUUCGAAGAACGCCCUCCCCCACGAUCCAAAUUUAUUGUUAAACACGGAUGAAAACAAUUUUAAUUUCGCUUGUAGGAAUUUGUUGGAAACUCAGACAGGUCAACCCCAGUCUCCCAUCAGCUUACCAAUGAAAUCGAGGCUUAUAAUCUCCGCGUGAGACCGCUGGACUGGGAGAGAUUGAUUUGCAUGCGCUUUGAGGUGUUUGGAUGCUUAGCUGAAGGCCCUGGUAUGUUUACGAGUUGAUGAUUGUAUUUAAACACACUUAAUUGGUAUUGAAUAAAACGCGUUGCAAUGCUGAGGUACAAGCUUAAAAUAAAACAAUGGCAACUUCGGAGUAUUUCUGAAAAUGCCGCAGCCGAAGUCCAUUAAUUUACUGGUUCUAUGUCAGCCUUCGACGAUUUCUGUAAAACAUCCUGCACAGAAUUUCCUUUCUAUCGCGAGAAAACUGGACCAAAGAACGCAGGUACCAAAGCAGCUGGGACGGGGUGGGUAGGAGGAAGAGUUCGCCCGCUCUCUUCCUUACACCCUCGCGCUGCACAUGCGUGUUUGCCUGGAAAAAAGGAAAGCCCGUGAAACUGAUACUACACCAUGUUCUUGCUUGCUUUCUCCAUUCAAGUCAUACAUAACCAACUUUUUCAAUACAGAAAACUGCAUUUACCCUCUCGGUCUGGAAUCUGGAGAAAUAACGGAUGAAGCUCUCACACAUAGCGUAGACACAACUCUGACUGUUUCAGAUCCCUCCGGUAUCCGCCUUAACAAGAAUCCCGGGGGAUUUCCUAAUGGAUGGCAAGCAGCAAUGGGGACACUAGAUUAUAUUCAGGUAGAAAAAUCGUAGGUAAACUUAGCAACCUUGUUUUGCUUAUGAUUAUUCCAACUCGCUUACUUUAUCAAAUAUAGGCCAACUCUUCAAGGGCUGAGUUCCUUGGAACGACAUCCAAGUUCAGAAAAAGAAAGAAAAUUUCGUCGGGCUUUUUAACGUUCUCCAUAUAACGUGAAAUUAGGCAUGUUUACGUCGCGUAGUCCUGCAGCGACGGCAAAGAAAUGUACAAAAAAGGUGUGCUGCACGUGCAAAUUUGUUGUUUUGUUUAUUUAAUCUAUUGCUUUUCUGACGUUAUUGUUGUCGUCGCCAUCGUAGCCAUUUUAAGGUCCCUAGUACUGCAUAGGAGCAAAGAAUGGUUUAAGAAAAACUUUGUUUUCUCAUUUUAGAUUGAUUUUGGCUCUUUGAGAAAGGUGACAAGAAUAGCUACACAGGGAUCUGCUGGAUCGGAUUUUCCAUUUUACGUGGAGAGUUUUCAAUUAAAGUACAGCAACACAAGCAUUGAUUGGCUUGACUACAGUGAAAAUGGACAGCCCAAGGUGACAAUAAACCUUUUAAGAGUUUAAAGCACUUCAAAAGUCAGUCAUGGAAAUUUGAAAUGAGCUUCCUGCCUGUAGCUCCUUAGAUCAAAUCAUUAGACAGUGUUACCAUUCAAAUGACCAAUCCUAUCCCACGAGCAAGAGAUUUUUCCCUAGACGAUUUCACCUUACACGAAAAAUGUUGCUUCCCCUUUGAGUAAAAUGAGUAAAAUGGCUAUUUUAACCUCACCUUUUGUUAUAACAAAAAAGAGUUUAAUUUUAAAAAUAACAUAGCCCACCAGAAUAGACUAGUCUUCCCUCGUGUCACUUCCAGUAAAGCUGUGUCACUAAAAUAGAUUGUUGCAAACUUAAUAAGUUUCCCGUGAAAAAUAAAACCUUUCCUGCCUGGCUUAAAUGUAUUUCGUUUAUUGCAAAACUACAAACUAUAGUAUUGUUGUUGCAGGAACUGAGAGGUCCAAAGGAUACACACGAAGCAAAAUAUUCUGUUGUGGUAAAACUGCUUGAGCCAAUCAUCACCCGCUUCGUGCGCAUCAUCCCAACUUCUGCGCCGCUUCUCAAAAUAAUGCGGGCUGAGCUUUACGGCUGCAUAGCAGAGCCCAUGCCCCCUUAUAACGGUAAUUAUUAUAUGACUAAGUCAAUUCUUGUUUUGUGAUCGGUCAAUUUUUAAUAUCCUUGACAUUUUUAACAUUAAUGCAUUCUUUGUUGCGUGGUUUAUGUACUCAUAUCAUAAUAACCUCCUUCCUCAUAAGUUUAACACCACCUUUGUUACUAAUCGCCAAGUACACACAUAUAAUACUUGAGAUGCCAAUAACUACCGACCAUAUUUCUGUAGAAGAAACAUUAAACAGUUCACAAUCCUCCAUCUAGGACCUAAACUUUGAAACUCCCUUCCCCAUAAUUUUAUGGAACUAAUCUAGUGACAAGUUACUCUAGUUUCAAGACUUCAUUAAAAAAAUACUUUAUCGAGGGCUAUAAAUUCAAAUCGCUUGACCAUGAUAUGGCAGCUUACAUUAAAUCAUAAAAGUUAAGUAACUUAAUACUACAUUUAGUUUUGAACUUUUUUUGUAGCUUUUCCUGCCAUGUAAAUUUACAGUCUUAGUUUUAAAAUAUAUAUAUUUUUCCUUUUCUUUCUGUAAUAUUUAUUCUAUGUGGCAAAUGUAAAAUAAAUAAAGUAAAUCUGAAAUAACUUUAUUAUUGACUGCCUUGUCGAACGGGUAAAAUUAAGCGAAGCACGUGUAACACUGUUUGGCUAACCGAGUGGGAAGUAUAACCCUAUCUUGGUUGCCCAGGACUUUACCAAUAGCUAUUGUAGCUAUUUCCUGUUUCAUAGAAAGAAAGCCAUACAAUAAAAGCUUCUAAGCCUCUAUUUCUAGGAUUUUCGUAGAAUUAUGGAUCGUCGUUUUUCACACGAUAUUUUCGUCGAGUUCCAAACUGUUUGCAGCAGUAACCGUAAAACGAAUGCAAUAAAACAAGCAUCUUUGAUAAUUCUCUAGCAAGAAGUCUCCACAAUAAGUCGAGUGGAAAUUCAAGUUAAAAGAAACAGCGACUUCUCUGCGGCCAAUCACAACAAACUGUCACUAGUUUACAUGCACAAAUUAGGUUCGAGCCUUAAAUUGGAUCUUGGCUGGUUUUUACACGCCUGUUGGUGGGUCAUGUAAAUAAACAAAAAUGUCAGGUUUUUGUAUAUCUGUUUACUUGCAAACUUCUGUAGAUUUACCAAGUUAACGAAAUUAAAACAACGAAGUGGGGAAUGGUGUGGGUCUCACAGAGCGGGCGCCUAUAGCAAAAUACUACAAGCUGACAUACACCAAUUGUGACUGAUCAUUAACCACCAAAUGAAUGUUUGUCUGUAUCUUCAGGUGUUCCAGAGUACCACAGAAGAACUGUCUUGUUGGAUCAAGAGUUCGGCUGGUUGUAUGUCUGCAUGUACACUAGAGACAGGUACACGACAUACUAAAGUCAUGAAAAUCACUAUAACCUUAAACACCUAACCGGCAAAGAUUGGUUAACUUUAAUUAAAAUCAAAGAUAGAAACUUCGUCAAUUGUUGGCGCUAUGAGAGGUGGUUUACUUGUCUAGGAUUUAGAAGUAGAAACGAUGUAAACAUUUUACAAUAUGUUUCACUUGAAGUAUAUAUAUGAUGAACGACUAAAGAAAGAUGAAAGAAAAUGUCUUAUGCUAACAGAAAUGAACCCUGAUGUGUAAGAUAUAACAACGUAAAAAAAGCGUCAUUUAAUUGUCAAAAAUGCCAUUUCAGGUCUAAAGGUGUUCGAGACUAGUUUUUGGGACUUACAAUUAAUUGGCGCCAAAGAAUAUUGCUCUAAAUUUAAACUGCAUGGUCUACUCCAUCCAAUUUUGGUAGGAAAUCAUUCAUCAAAGACCUUUCAACAGGGCCGGCUUUAGUGAGCUUCACUCCCAACGUCGUUUUUUUGCCUUCUUCCCCAGCCAACGAGCUGCAAUUUUCGCUCACUCCCUGUGGGGUAGAGAGGGGAGGCCGUUAACUGUCUGAAAGAAUUAGAAUUAAAAUACUUUUCGAAAAAGUAGAAUUAAAACACUCAAGGAGACAAUCUGUGCGUGGCUUAAGCCAUUCUGAAAAAGAUAGCCAAAUAAGAAUUGUAUUGAAUAAUCAAAGUUUUGAAACAAAAAAAUAUUUUUGGACGUACCCUUCUUUUCAUUUCUAGGUUACCCUGAAGUCUUAAGUGUCUCUGUGUGAAUCAAAAUAUUGGCGUUAUGCACUGUACCCUAAGUGAGACUAAAAUCUGUAAUUCAACCCAAAAAUGACGUCACGCUUCCCAUCCCUUUCAUAUGCCAGUCCAACCCCACAGGUCCAAUUUCACUUUAGUCUUGCACUUCAGUAAUAGUUACGAUUGACUCUUGUGUGGUUAGAUCAGUAAGCAGCUGUUUCUCAACAAGUGAUGGAAAGGAUUGGAGAGGUGAGUUUUCCACGUCAAGUACGGGGGUUGGGGGUGAGGGGGGAGGGGGGGUCUAUUUCGGACCAAACAAUAUGAUUUUCCCUGCCCUAUUUCAGACCUGAAAAGCUUUUCUCAAAAGGUUAAAAAAUAAUGAUCAGAUAAGAUCCUGGAUCAAAAAGAGCACAAAAUCUUCCCCUGAUUCAUACCCAAUCCGAUUAAACUCUACACCCAAUUUCAGACCAUAAGGGGUAUACGGUAAAAUUUUGUACCCUUUUGCUCCGCGCAAAAAGUCAGUACCUAUAUAGCUUAUAUAAGGAAGCAUCCCCUGAAAUUUAACCUUUUUCUUGUGAAUGCGUGAGAAACGCUGGGAGAUGUCAGAUUUUUUAAAAUCAAAAUUAGGAACUUCUUAGAUGGAAUCUGAAAACAAUGCUCCAGUAACUAAACUGUAUAUAGUCAUGGAAACGCAUGCGCAUAGCCAUAUCAACCAUGCUGUUGAGGGCAGUGGCGGCAAUGGACUGUUGUUUUGCCCUUAUUUGGUACAAACGUGGAAAGGAAAGACCCCAAAUUUCCCUUUACCAAAUAAGCUAGUGCAAAAGGGCUUUUCUGAAGUACCAGCUCCACAUUAGCUUUGUCGAAGUUGUUAUUAGAAUUUUUAAAUGCUAUUAAAAUUAUCAGCAUGACGUAUCCUCCGAAUACGUACCUAUUUUUUUCAGAUAUUUCAGAGCACAUUAUCAGUGUCAUAGCUUUGGACCAAAGAGGCGGCUGGCUCUUUGGAGUGGACCGUGCAAUGAACUUCCUUCGCAGUACCGAUAAUGGAGUUUCCUGGAAGAAAAUCUCCUCCAAGCACUUCUAUGACAUAAAAAACGAAACGUUCCUCAAACUGAGCACUGGGAUCCCUGAAAAUAUGGUGUCUGUCAGUCCAGAGACGUUUUGGUCAGCAACUACUUUCAGCGGAAGAAAGUGGGGAGGUUAGAACAUUUUCAUAGGUUUACGUAAUUUUGAGGCAUGCACUGCUAGAGCACCGAAUAGAUGAAACAUAGCAUAAGAUCCUUUUUAACUGAGCUCUUGCUUUAACCGUGGCAUCGUUGGCUAAGUACCUAAAGUGUUGGACGGGAGAGCGGUAGAUCGAGGGUUCGAUCCCCUGUGCUGGAUCAAUACUCAGGAUCUUACUGAAAAAUGAAGAUACUGCUUGUGCCCCGGCUAGACCUUCGCAUGCCUCAGAUGACCUAGUAAAAAUGGCGACACCCUCUCCAACAACACAUGUAAAAAACGUGUGGCAGUACUUUCGUGUUUAUUACAAAGAGAGAAUUUACUGUCUUAUUUUCUAGCCCGGUUAGCAUGGGGUUUAACACCCAAGAUUAUGAUUUUAAUAAAUUAGGAUCAUCCUUUGACGAUUAAGAAAAUAGCAAUACGAAGACUCACUGUUUACAAACAUCGUUUUUGUUAUUCAAAUGUGUAACGGGUGAAACAAAUUUUGUUUCACGAACCAGUUCGCUUCUGGUUGGCACAUUAAAAAUCAGUUAGUGACGUCAGCGUGAGUACCGCUACAGUCAAUAGCCCACGUUCGACAUACUUUGUUAAAAUGCUAACAUGACUCCGAGGCUUUCUGAUCAUUUUUUCUAUAUUUGGUUUUAUUUUCUUUUAGUACAAAUAAAGGGGUUUCCUACGUAGCGUUUGUGUGUGCUAAAAGUGGGAAGGUGGUAAGUUAAACGCUGAUAUUUGCAAAUAAAACUCCAACGUUUCGGCAAUGCUGCCUUCAUCAGGGAAAAUAUGUGAGUUCGUUAUAGCGGAAAAAUGAAAAUUUGAAAAUGCGCGCGUGAAAACAAUCGAAUGUGCGUGCACUCAAGUCAUGUGAAAGAAAAAUCUUGAUUGAAUUCACUCAGCUCGUCUCUUCUGGGAAUUGCGAGACAAUGGAGUCGUGAAAAAUAUGCAAUUUUGACCCUAAAACCUCGGAGUCAUGUUAGAAUUUUGAUAUAUCGAACGUGGGCCAUUGUCUAUGUGUUGUUCAGUAUGUUAUUUUUUAGUUUCAGCCUAUGGUAUCCACAUGGUGACCGCAGGCCAAAGCGAAUGGAGCAUGGUUGCCUCAUGGAAGUGUUGUGGAAGCUAA
Molecule: messenger RNA, 9738 nt
Organism: Porites evermanni
Lineage: Eukaryota; Metazoa; Cnidaria; Anthozoa; Scleractinia; Poritidae
Source: the annotation of a GenBank genome assembly